Molecule: messenger RNA, 1633 nt
Organism: Spizellomyces punctatus DAOM BR117
Lineage: Eukaryota; Fungi; Chytridiomycota; Chytridiomycetes; Spizellomycetales; Spizellomycetaceae
Product: chromate ion transporter (CHR) family chromate transporter
Exons: 2
Coding region: 65-1510 (481 amino acids)
Biological process (GO): chromate transport
Molecular function (GO): chromate transmembrane transporter activity
Source: RefSeq, a predicted model, not a curated record
UUUAAGGUUUAAAAAAAGCGAACGGGAUGGGGAUGCACUCCUCGCCAGACAAGGAUCGCCCGUCAUGCACGCACACAGGCACGCCGAGGAACCCACCGUCAUUGUCCACCCCACCGAAAGCACCAUAGACGUGUCCGCCCAAUCCAGUUCCGAAAAGCUCUACACAACCACCGAGCAAGAUCCCCCAACACCCCGCCCUUCAAACCGUCUAUAUGAAUCCGCCCGCUCCUUCCUUCCUCUCUCGGUCAUUGCAUUCGGCGGUCCCCCAGCCCACAUUGCCCUCCUCCACAACACAUUUGUCGUACGCAAGAAAUGGUUGGACGAUACGCUUUUUGGAGAGUAUUUUGCAGUGAGUCAGGCGUUACCUGGACCCGGGAGUACGGAAAUGUUGUUUUCGAUUGCGAUUCAUCGGGGUGGGAUAUGGGCUGGGCUUGUUGGAUUUGUUUGUUGGAGUAUACCAGGGUUGAUCAUCAUGACCGCACUCGGUCUCGGCGUCUCUCACCUCCCCUCCCCACUCCCCGACUGGCUAAUCCACCUCCAAAACGGUAUCAGCGCUGCAGUGGUAGGUCUCGUCGCUCAAGCCGGCACAUCCCUCGCACGCAAAAUUGUCGUCAAUAAGGAUACAUUGGCUGUAUGUACGCUGGCGGCGUGUGCGGCUGUCCUGUGGUCGGCAUCGUGGUUGGAACCUGUUGUGAUUGCCGUUGGAGGGAUCCUGACAUUUGUACUUGUCAAAUGCCAUGCAAGAUGGGACGCGAGACGGGCAAAACGGGAUCGUACACAAGAACCUACACCGCUCGAAGCGGCACAUGUCGAGGUGGAAGUACGAGAGGAAUAUCCAGCACAUAAUCCUAUAUCCUGGAAAACCGGUGUAGCGAUCAUGAUCGUCUGGCUCAUCCUCCUAAUCGUUUGCAUGGUCCUCAAACCCCACGUGGCAUCCAUCCGCCCCCUGGCCGUCCUCACCCAAUUCUUUGUAGCAGGCUGCGUUAUAUUCGGUGGAGGCCCUGUCGUUAUUCCCCUAUUGUAUUCCUACGUGGUCGUACCAGGCUGGCUAUCCGAACGCGAUUUUUUGUUGGGUGUAGCCCUCAUCCAGGCCCUUCCUGGUCCAAACUUUAAUUUUGCGGCUUAUUGUGGUGCGUUGGCUCUUGCGCCCUAUGGUACCGCCGCGGGAAUUGGUGGAGCAUUGUUGGGGUAUAUUGGCAUUUUUACUCCUGGGUUGGCGCUCAAUGCUGCUGCAAUGCCGCUUUGGGCUCGGGUACGAAAGAGUAAGGUCCUUGUGCAUGUGUUGCCGGGUAUGAAUGCCGCGGCGGUGGGACUCGUUUAUGCGGCUGCGUACCUGUUGUGGCAAAAGGGGGUCGUGAGAGGAGCUGUCGUGAGACCUUUGGGGGAUUUUCCGUUUUAUGCUGUGGUAGCCGGUGUGGCUUAUGUGCUUGUUGAUGCUGGAAUGAGAACAGUGAUCGUCAUGGUUCUGGGAUGUCUGGCGGGGUUGUUGUCGUGGGGAUUGGGUAUAUGAGAGGUUGCCUCUUUUAUGGAUCUGCUGUGGACACUGGUACCCAUGCAAAGACACAAUGCCAACAAGUUUGUGAAUAAUAACUCUAUAGAGAUUUACUUGAACAAAAAAAUAUAUACACAAAAG